Achroia grisella is the source of this 586-nucleotide messenger RNA. RefSeq names its product zinc finger HIT domain-containing protein 3. The transcript is spliced from 3 exons. The record is from RefSeq and is a predicted model, not a curated record. NCBI's taxonomy places the organism in Eukaryota, Metazoa, Arthropoda, Insecta, Lepidoptera, Pyralidae. Bases 160 to 552 code for a protein of 130 amino acids.
GUUUAUCCAUCAAAUUUCUGAUCUCGAUCUGAUUUGUUUUGUUUAUUCCCAAUCUUCUUUUAUUUCAAUAUUUUUUUAGUUUAUUUCAACAUUAUAAUAAUUUUUUCUCAUUAUUUGAUAUUUUAAGUAAUUACUGCAGAAAUAAAUUUCUAUGCAAUAAUGAAUAGUUGCAUACAAUGCGGAGGAAUUCCUAAAUACAAAUGUCCCACAUGUCUCCAACCUUAUUGCUCAGUAUUGUGUUGCAAAGAACAUAAAGAAAGACCUUGUUCAGCUCCAUCUAAACCUGAAGUUAAUGCUCUUAAAGAAACAAGCAUAAAUUAUGAAUUUCCUACAGAGGAUACUGUUCCACCAGAAAAAUUAGAACUGUUGAAGUCUACAGAAUUAAAAAAAUGUUUAGAAAAUCCACAUGUUAGAACAAUAUUAGAACUACUGGAUAAAUCACCCCAUCCAGAUGAAUUAAUUCAAAAAUAUAUGCAAGAACCAAUAUUUACUGAAUUUGUGGAUGCAUGCUUGAAUGUUGUAGAGCCUGAAGAGACUGUUGACAAAUUAUGACAUAAGAGUAUUGUUUUUAUAUCAGAAUAAAUCU